AGGGCUCCGAGACGUCCUUCGACUGCAGCCACUGCGGAAAGUCACUGCGCUCCCGCAAGAACUACAGCAAGCACAUGUUCAUCCACUCCGGUCAGAAGCCGCAUCAGUGCAGCAUCUGCUGGCGCUCCUUCUCUCUGCGUGACUAUCUGCUGAAGCACAUGGUGGUGCACACAGGUGUGCGUGCGUUCCAGUGCUCCGUCUGCAGCAAGCGCUUCACGCAGAAGAGCUCUCUGAACGUUCACAUGCGCACACACCGUGUGGAGCGCACCUUCACCUGCGGCGUCUGCCACCGCGCCUUCACCCACCGCACGCUGCUCGAGAGACACGCCCUGCAGCACCACACGCCCGCCAAACCACCCACCAAUCACCUGCAGCAGGGCGGGGCCAGCGGACCCGGCUCCGCCUCCUAGAGACAGGGACGACUGAAGAGAGGAGAAACAAUCAGAUUGAAUCCCAGGAGCUUUAACACACACACACUCUCUCUCUCACACACACACUCUCUCACUCACACUCACACACACACACUCUCUCACACACACACACCACACACACACACACACACACUCUCGCUCUUGCGAGCGGUGUGUGGCGUGUCGCGACGCCUCUUCAACUCAGAAAACCUCAUAAACACACAAACCUCAUCGAGCGACUCACACUAAAGGCAAACACAGUCCUGCGUGUGACGCCGGGGACUUUAACGUCUUCUUCAGUGUUUUACGUGUUUGAUCUCUUUUGUACAUGUUUUCAUGGACUCAUCAGAAACCACAGUGACCUCAGGACCAGAAGAGACUUCAGAGCGCAUUUAUUACCUCCAUUUUUAUUUCAACGUCAGCCUCCAUUUUUUUAAUCAAUAUAUGCAUAAAUCUUAAUGAUAUUUUUAUGGUGAACCGAUGUGUAAGAGUUUUAUGUCUGGCUUAAAUGCUGUGCGUGUGCGGGAGGAUCUAUAUUCUGCUCUGCUUCAGUUUUCGUAUCUAGCAUGUGAUCACUUUACGCUGCAUGAAAGCUGCAUUAAAUGCAUUGUGACGUUU
Sinocyclocheilus rhinocerous is the source of this 1028-nucleotide messenger RNA. RefSeq names its product zinc finger and BTB domain-containing protein 45-like. Bases 75 to 410 code for a protein of 111 amino acids. Lineage: Eukaryota; Metazoa; Chordata; Actinopteri; Cypriniformes; Cyprinidae. The record is from RefSeq and is a predicted model, not a curated record. Gene Ontology annotation, molecular function: DNA-binding transcription factor activity, RNA polymerase II-specific; RNA polymerase II cis-regulatory region sequence-specific DNA binding. The transcript has 2 exons. Gene Ontology annotation, biological process: regulation of transcription by RNA polymerase II.